CAUCAUCAGGUGCCUUGCCCAGUUUGAGCUUUGACUGCCAUGGCCCACACACACAUGUUUCGGGUCAAGUGGAUCAAUUCAUUGGUAUUCAUUUCCAGUUCUCUGGCUGCUGUCUCCAUCAUCAUUUGUCUUUGCCUUCCUCUUGCUUUCUUCCCUUCAAUCUUUCCCAUAAUUACCGUAUUUUCUAACUCCUCUUUCCUAAUCACAUGUCCAAUGAAGUCACGUUGCCUUUUCAUGACCUCAUACAUUAUUUCUCUGUUUGUGCUUGCUCUGUUUAUGAUAUCAUUAGAUAUUUGUUUUGUCCUUGAUAUUCUUUGCAUCCUCCACAAAAACCACAUUUCUGCUGCUUCAAUUCGUUUCCUCACGUUACUAGAUAUUGUCCAACGUUCUGAGCCAUAUAACAUAACUGGAGAAACAUAACAUUUCAGUGCUCUGAGGCGGGUUGUCAUGCCUAGUUUAGUAUUGGUCAGUAUACUCUUCAUUCUCGUAAAGGUGUCUUUUGCAAUCCCUAUUCUGCUUUUGAUGUCCAUGUCACACCUGCCAUCUGAUGUCACCCAGCUUCCGAAGUGGCAAAAGUUCUGUACUUGUUUUAUGUCUUCCCCGUUUAUUCUCAGCCUGCAGCUAGGAUUCUCCUUCUUUUUGGAUAUCACCAUACAUUCUGUCUUUCUGCAAUUGAUAGAUCUUUGCACUUACUACUGUAUAUCAAGUUUUGUAGUUCUUCCUCCGUACUUGCAAUUAACAGCGUCAUACCGCAAAUCUGAAAUUAUUGAUGAGUUAGUUCACCGCCAACUUUGAUACCCAAGAUGUCUCUUUUUUGUGUAAUAUUGUUUCACUGUGCACAUUAAACAAAUCAGGGGAGAUUGUCUAACGCCUCUCCUGAUUUUCCUGAACUGACUCACUCGCCCAUUUAUUCUCACGGCGGCAGAUUUCUGAUCAGGCGGAGGCCUUUACGUCACUUCCACGAAUGGCUGACGUCCAGCGCGAUGGCGUCACGGCCUUCCGUCGGGCGGCGCUUAUACGCAAGUCGCUGGCAUAAAAAGUUAAUUGGGGACAGUAGCCGUGAGAGUAACGCAGUGGGUUUCCCCCCCCAAAUAUGGUGACUUUGCCUCGCCCUUUCGUGGCCGCGUUGGGAUGGAUUUGAAUGCGGACGCUGAGCGCCGAGUUGAUGCUGUUUUCCGACCUGAGGUACUUCACUCCCAUCCCUUGUUGUUUCGGGGCCGAAGUGGAAAGCGGACGAAUUGCGGCUCCAACAGAUGGGGCAGGCGCUGUGGAGGGUUGCAAGGAACCAGCAACUGCAACACCAACGGUACACUGAGGACGGCUACUAUCUCGUAGACCAUGACGGGAGGCUUGCCGCAGCAAAUCGCAAACAUGCGCAGGUUGGGAUUGACAUCUACCACAUGCUGAGAGUUGGCAAAUCAAAGGAAGAUCGCGGAUUUCCAGAUCUGGAACUCUUGCCCCCAGAGCUAAGCUUAACUAUUCUAUCAUAUCUGAAUGCAACUGACCUCUGCCUGGCUUCGUGUGUCUGGCAGGACUUGGCCAAUGAUGAUGUUCUCUGGCAAGGGUUAUGCAAGUCCACCUGGGGUCACUGUUCCAUAUACUAUCGAGUCUAUCCAGGUUUUAACUACAGACAACUCUACAUGCAGCUAGAUGAAGGCAGCCUUACCUUCAAUGCUAAUCCUCAUGAGGGUAUAGGUUACAUUUUUCGUAAAGGAAUACUGGACAAUGUCCCAAAGGAAAUUGCAAAGUUUAUUUUCUACACAAGAACACUAAAUUGGAAGAAGCUUCGAAUUUAUUUAGAUGACAGGAGAGAUGUGCUAGAUGAGCUUGUGACACUGCAUAAUUUCAGCAACCAAUUCCUACCUAAUGCACUUCGAGAGUUCUUUCGGCGCAUUCACGCUCCCGAAGAGCGGGGCGAGUACCUGGAGACGCUAAUCACCAAAUUCUCGCAGCGAUUCUGUGCUUGUAACCCGGCUGUGACUAGAGAUCUUGGCCUGAGUCCAGAUGCUGUUUAUGUACUUUGCUAUUCCCUGAUCCUGCUUUCCAUCGAUUUGAAUAGUCCACACGUGAAGAACAAGAUGUCCAAGCGGGAAUUUAUCCGGAAUACACGACGUGCUGCCCACAAUAUUAGUGAGGAUUUUGUGGGCCAUCUAUAUGACAAUAUUUACCUAGUUGGUCACGUAGCUGCCUAAAAAAAAACUACCAUUUACAACUUUACCAGAACAUUUAAACUUAAAACUAUAAAAUUGCACAGUGAAGUACGUUGACCUUUUUAAAUGAGGACUAUUUAAGAGCUGGCCCUUGUAAUCUUUUGUGUACAAUCAGAUCUUUUCUGUUUCCAUCUUGCCAUUGUUAGCACUUUAGUAACUGAAUCCCUGUUUAUAUUUUAUAUUGUUUAGUUAUCAUAAGUUGCACAUAGUUGUGCCAAUGGUCUGAUGCAGCAAUUCGGGAAAUGGAUUAAUUCAAAACUGACAUAGUAGUGCAAGGGCUACAAUAGCACUGGAUAUUGGUAAUAGGGUUAACAAAUUAAGUGGGGCAAUGAGCUCCCUAACUUUUUUUAAAAUGUGUGUGAUGUGUGUAAAUAUUGCAGAAUAAGAGAGAUUUAUAAUCAUAUGAUUAUUUUGUAAGAUAUUUUACUGAAAAGAAUUUUCUGUGUAUGGAGAGGUUUGUAUUUUUUCUCUUUUGUCUUUCAUUCCAUAGAAGUGACAUAAAAUAUAGCACAUAGUUAUGUGA
Messenger RNA from Hypanus sabinus (Atlantic stingray), 2733 nucleotides. RefSeq names its product F-box protein 8 (gene fbxo8). NCBI's taxonomy places the organism in Eukaryota, Metazoa, Chordata, Chondrichthyes, Myliobatiformes, Dasyatidae. The record is from RefSeq and is a predicted model, not a curated record. Gene Ontology annotation, biological process: regulation of ARF protein signal transduction. The transcript is spliced from 6 exons. Gene Ontology annotation, molecular function: protein binding; guanyl-nucleotide exchange factor activity. The coding region runs from base 1254 to 2192 and encodes 312 amino acids.